This is a messenger RNA of Lathyrus oleraceus (garden pea), 2385 nucleotides long. Its product is annotated as zinc finger CCCH domain-containing protein 66. Bases 227 to 2062 code for a protein of 611 amino acids. The transcript has 2 exons. NCBI's taxonomy places the organism in Eukaryota, Viridiplantae, Streptophyta, Magnoliopsida, Fabales, Fabaceae. Gene Ontology annotation, molecular function: protein binding; metal ion binding. The record is from RefSeq and is a predicted model, not a curated record.
ACUUGGUUGCUAAGAAAAAUCUUGAAAAAGGAUGUGUUUUGAAUUGUUUGUAUUGUCUUCUUGAAAGGGUUGAAGCCGAUGAAAAUAAACAUAGGCGUGUAUAACAUGAUAUGUUUUCUCUUUCACUAUGUAACAAGGACAGGUUGUUUUUGCUGUUUGGUUAACAAGAUUCUGUAUAGUAAUAAGGAAGAAGUUUAAUAAUUCAGUGAUAAAUAAAAUAAAAGUCAUGUGCAACGGUUCGAAUAGAAAACCCUCUCAAACUGGUUUGAUUAGGGAUCAUGAAUAUGAAAGACAAGAAGAACUGCAGCAUGAGGUUUCUGAUUUGCUUCUGUUUUCAGCCACAGAUGAUGUUAUAGCUUUUAAAGAGGCGGUUGAAAAACGCAACUAUGAUGUCAAUGAGGUAGGCUUGUGGUAUGGAAGGAGGAUUGGCUCAAAGGAAAUGGGAUAUGAAGAGAGGACACCUCUCAUGAUUGCUUCCUUAUUUGGAAGCAAGGCUGUAUUGUUUUAUAUUCUCGAAACCGGCCAUGUCGAUGUUAACCAAGCGUGCGGAUCGGAUAGGGCUACUGCUCUUCAUUGUGCUGUUUCUGGUUGUUCUGCUGCUUCUUCUGAGGUUAUCAAGCUUUUGCUUGAUGCAUCUGCAGAUGUUAAUUCUGUUGAUGCGAAUGGUAACCGGUGCAUUGACUUGAUUGUCAUGAUGCCUAAUAGUAUGUCCGGUUCCAAGAAGAGGUUACUACAAGCCAUACUAGAAGGUACUGAUGAUGACUGUGAUUUCCUUAAGGAAGUGUAUUUCCAAAUGGAGAAGCAGCAACAAGAUAUCGGUACACCUCGAAUUGAGAAGAAAGAUUAUCCGAUUGAUCUAUCCCUACCCGACAUAAAUAAUGGAAUAUAUAGUACGGAUGAGUUUAGGAUGUUUAUAUUCAAAGUGAAGCCUUGUUCAAGGGCUUAUUCUCAUGAUUGGACGGAGUGUCCCUUUGUUCAUCCAGGGGAAAACGCAAGGCGCCGUGAUCCGAUGACAUAUCAAUACACAUGUGUCCCUUGUCCUGAGUUUCGGAAGGGAUCAUGCAGUAAAGGGGAUGCUUGUGAAUAUGCACAUGGUAUUUUUGAGUGCUGGCUUCAUCCUGCUCAAUACAGAACAAGGCUUUGCAAGGAUGAGACCGAAUGCACCCGGAGAGUCUGCUUUUUUGCACACAAAACCGAGGAGCUUCGCCCAUUGUAUGCUUCUACUGGUUCUGCUUUGCCUUCCCCUAUAUCCUAUUCCAAUUCACCUACUGCUUCUUCCAUGGAUUAUUUCACAUUGAGCUCUCCGUCCAGUUCGACACAAUCCACGUCGACACCGCCUUUGACUCCAUCUGCAGCGUCAUCUUCUGUAGGUGGAACCAUGUGGCCGACUCAGUCUCAUGCUGCAGUUCCUACACUUCAGUUGCCGAGAAGCAGAUUGAAAACUGCAUUGAACGCUAGAGAUGAUACUGAAUUUCUCGAACAUGAAAAUCGCCUUAUGCAGAAGCUAAUGAUUGAAGAGAUGACAGGUCUUUCAUUCCCUUCAAAUAGGCUUGCAGGACUGAGUCCUUCUAACCUCGAAGACAUUCUCGGUUCUCAGAUACAAUCUGCAACAUCAGUUCAUGUGCAUCCGAAUGUGACGCAGCAACUUUGGGGAUUUUCUUCUGACCUUACCAAUUCAAAUGUGAUUGGAUCACCACAGAUCACUGUUUAUCCGUCUAUGAAUUCAAAAAAUGACGCCCUGUUGAAACGGAGCCAGAGCUUUAUCGAGCACAGCAGCAUGGCGAGCUUUAGUUCUGAGCUUCCUUCUGCUAACUCAGUUGUUAUGGAGCCAUAUACUAACAUCUCUGGUUGGGGUUCCCCUGAUGGAAAACUAGACUGGUCCAUCCGUGAGGAUGAACUGAAUAAGAUGAGAAAGUCUUAUUCUUUUGGCUUUCGAAACCAACUCAGCAAUUCAAGAACGGUUGCACAAAAUGCUGAUGAGGAAGACCAAUUAAUAAGCCAGGAGUCAUGGGUUAAUUCACUAGUGAAGGAUGCACCAAUAUUGCAAUGGGAUCAAUAUUGAGUUGAAGUGUAACAUCAAUUGCAAUGCCCUAACCCAAAUGCGGUUCUAUCUUGGCGAGGACAAUUGUAGAUGGAGCAUAAGCAGAUAGAUGGUGGUGUGAAUCUAAUGUUAACUCUUACAUUAGAUCCUAUAUGCAUCCCUAGACCAACUUAUGUAUUAAAUGAUUACUAUACUUUUUAAAUUUUAUAGUUAUAUUGAGUAUGUAUAGGUGACAUUUUCUUGGGAAAAUGUAAAAUGUCUAUAAUACAAAAGUUGGAGAGAAUGCAACUAUUUUGCAUCAGUACCAACUUGUUACUACUAUUAGAGUAUAGUAUAUAGUUCAA